UUUUUUUAAGGAAACAAAAAUAAAAAUUUUUUUUAAAAAAUUUUCCAUUUUAAUACUUCAUUUACUUCAAGUCCAUUACCUAAUACAUAAUUGUAAUUUUGAGAGUCUUGUUAGUAUUUUCUUUUAUUUGUUCCUGCAUAUUUUGCAAGGUUGUUGUUGUUUGUGGAAGGGACAGGCGCACCUUCUCUGGUGCGCCUCAAAGAAGCCUUGCCCGCCUUUUUCUCCUUUUUUGCUGCCAACUAAAAAAUUCGGCUCAUUGCCAGACAAGAACCCAUUCUUCCAUUUUGCUCAUUCAAAAACGGCCUUUUGUGUUAACUAAACAAUCGAAAAUGAACAACUGAAAGCUUUGAAAGACGAUAAAGAGAAAAGAAGAAUUGUUGUUGUGGCGCGAGAACGCCUUAGAAAAAAGUAUUUGAAAUAUUUUUAAAAAAUUUAAAUAAUUUAAAAGAUAUUUCCAACGUUGAUGUAAUGGUGGGAAGCUUUGGAAGUUUUGAAUUAACUUUUGGAGAUUCAACUUCAGAACAUCCUUUAUCUUUAGCUAAUAUUUUGAAAGGGGCAAUUAUUUUGGCUGUUUUUAUUCUUUUACUUUGCACGGCAUUAUCGAUUAGCCUCUCAAUAGCUGAUUUAUUAUGUUCUCUCUUGAUUGUUCCUUUUAGUUUGUAUAGUUCUGUUAGGCCGAAUUGGGCAUUUGCUGGAGAUAAUUCUUUAAUAUGCAAAUGUACUGUUUAUUUACAUUUAGUUUUAAUUACCUCAACUUUAUUCACUUUUUCUUGGAUAAGUCCUUCAAGAUACGAGGCAGUCCAUACUUUAACUCGUUGUAAAUGCUGGAUUUUAUUUUCUUGGAUAACAGCAUUAUUAUUGGCAUGUCCUGUUUUAAUAACAAAAAUGGAGGCAAAUUAUUCAUCUCAUUUAGAGUUGUGCUUGCUCAAUUGGUCUUCAUCUACUUUAGCUUAUUCAUUAACUCUCGGUAUUCUUGUUUGUUUACCUUCACUUUGUACUGUUGCCUUUACUGGUUGUGCUAUUUUUACAGCAAUGCAGAAACCUGAUGAAUUAGAGGAUAUACAAAGAAGUAUUUUAGAAACUGAUCAAAAUUUUGUUAUAACUUUAUUUAUUUUAAUAUCAUUUGUAUUAUCAUGGCUGCCUCUCAUAAUCUUUCAAUUUUUACCUUCUCAAUUAUUAGACAAUAAUGAUGCCGGUGUUAUGAAAUUUGCCUUUACUUGGUUAGCAAUUGGUGGAGGUUCUUCUAAAUUACUUAUUUAUAGUAAACAAUUUCGGCAUUCAUUAUGUUGUUGUAAAGGAUUUUUCUUUGUAUCAAGAGAACAACUCCCCCCACCACCUCUAAUGCCAACAAAAACUGUAGAAGAAAGAUUGUUAGAUAGGGAUGCUAAUUCUAUAUCUAAUAAUUUAACUACCCAACAACAACAAAAACAGCACCCAAAUAUAACAUCCCCAAUAAUUAAUGCUUAUUCAUUCCUUGCUAGUUUUGAUUAUGGAAGUUUUGGAUUAGGACCUAAUGGAGGGUUUUUGACUGAACAACAACAAAAACAAAAUACUAGUUACUUUAAUAGACAAAGAAAUUACUAA
This is a messenger RNA of Meloidogyne enterolobii, 1584 nucleotides long. Lineage: Eukaryota; Metazoa; Nematoda; Chromadorea; Rhabditida; Meloidogynidae. The record is from the annotation of a GenBank genome assembly.